GCCUCGUCAGUACAUCCAUCCAUCACUGGCAUUGCGGAGACUUCUUCCAGAUUCCAGCGUACAGAGGAGACCAGCUGAGACACCCAGCCCCGUGGGACUGAGCAACUGCUAAGACUUUCCAUUCACGGCCAGCCACUGUUGGAUUAGGGGAGGAGCCCACUCGGCACUGUAUACCUGCCUGGCCCAAACGCCUUGGUGACCAAACCAACAGUCCCAUUCUGCCUGAGGUAACCCAGAGCUGAGGUUGCCUGACCACUGCCCCUACUGCCUAGGGCUUUGUACGACUUUCCUGGGAACGCUUCAAGUUGUCUGACACCACAGACCACUGGAACCAUGGUCCAUGGAUGCAAAGGGUUCCAGUUCCAAAACUGGGCGAAGACCUAUGGCUGCUGCCCAGAGAUGUAUUACCAGCCCACAUCAGUGGAGGAGGUCAGAGAGGUGCUGGCCCUGGCUCGGCAGCAGAACAAGAGAGUGAAGGUGGUGGGCGGUGGCCACUCCCCUUCAGACAUCGCCUGCACUGAUGGCUUCAUGAUCCACAUGGGCAAGAUGAACCGGGUUCUGCAGGUGGACGCGAAGAAGAAGCAGGUGAAGGUAGAAGCUGGUAUCCUCCUGGCUGACCUGCAUCUACAGCUGGACAAGCAUGGCUUGGCCAUGUCCAAUCUAGGAGCGGUGUCCGAUGUGACAAUUGCUGGUGUCAUUGGGUCUGGCACACAUAACACGGGGAUCAAGCAUGGCAUCCUGCCCACCCAGGUGGUGGCCUUGACCCUGAUGAAGGCUGACGGGACAGUUCUGGAAUGCUCCGAGUCAAGCAACGUGGAUGUGUUCCAGGCUGCAUGAGUGCACCUGGGCUGUCUGGGCAUCAUCCUCACCAUGACCCUGCAGUGCGUGCCACAGUUCCACCUCCAGGAGACCUCCUUCCCUUCAACCCCCAAGGAGGUCCUGGACAACCUAGACAGCCACCUGAAGAAGUCAGAAUACUUCUGCUUCCUCUGGUUUCCCCACAGUGAGAACGUCAGCAUCAUCUACCAAGACCACACCAAUAAGCCCCCCUCCUCUGCAUCUAGCUGGUUUUGGGACUGUGCCAUUGGACUCUACCUAUUGGAAUUCUUGCUCUGGAUCAGCACCUACUGGCCAUUCCUCGUGGGCUGGGUCAACCGCUUCUUCUUCUGGCUGCUGUUCAGCCACAAGAAAAAGAGCAGCAACCUCAGCCACAAGAUCUUCACCUACGAGUGUCGCUUCAAACAGCACGUCCAAGACUGGGCCAUCCCCAGGGAGAAGACCAAGGAGGCCCUGCUGGAGCUGAAGGCCAUGCUGGAGGCCCACCCCCAUGUGGUAGCCCACUUCCCCGGGGAGGUGCGCUUCACCCGAGGUGAUGAGAUCCUGCUGAGCCCCUGCUUCCAGAGAGACAGCUGCUACAUGAACAUCAUCAUGUACAGACCCUAUGGCAAGGAUGUGCCUCGGCUGGAAUACUGGCAGGCUUAUGAGACCAUCACGAAGAAGUUUGGAGGCAGACCCCACUGGGCAAAGGCCCACAAUUGCACCAGGAAGGACUUUGAGAAAAUGUACCCUGCCUUUCGAAAGUUGGACAUCCGCGAGAAGCUGGACCCCACUGGAAUGUUCUUGAAUCCAUACCUGGAGAAGGUGUUCUACUAAAACAGGAGUAGCAGAAGCCACCC
Molecule: messenger RNA, 1676 nt
Organism: Alexandromys fortis (reed vole)
Lineage: Eukaryota; Metazoa; Chordata; Mammalia; Rodentia; Cricetidae
Product: L-gulonolactone oxidase-like
Cellular component (GO): membrane
Molecular function (GO): D-arabinono-1,4-lactone oxidase activity; FAD binding
Source: RefSeq, a predicted model, not a curated record